Molecule: messenger RNA, 330 nt
Organism: Marchantia polymorpha subsp. ruderalis
Lineage: Eukaryota; Viridiplantae; Streptophyta; Marchantiopsida; Marchantiales; Marchantiaceae
Source: the annotation of a GenBank genome assembly
AUGUCGGAGCGAGGACUGGACGUUCAGCUGUCCAGCGGUUCCCGGUCGCCGAUCGAUCGAUCGACGACAUCGGAGCAAGGCCAACUUUCGGUCGCGCAACCGGCAGCUAAUGGCAGUCCUGCUGCGCUGACCGGUUGGGCGACGGGCAACUGCCGGGGAAGGGGGAUGGGAGCCGGAUGGUUAGUUACCUUUGUCAUCAUCGGUGCAAACUGCACGUCUUCCGCCGCGAACGGGCCCCAGCGUCCCUGUGGAUGCCUGGCUCUGCUGCACGCUCUGGCCCACGGAUCGGCCCAAAUCCGCGAUAGUUUAGGGUUGUCAUUGAUCGAGUGA